Messenger RNA from Zygotorulaspora mrakii, 1398 nucleotides. RefSeq names its product Ylh47p (gene YLH47). Gene Ontology annotation, biological process: intracellular monoatomic cation homeostasis. NCBI's taxonomy places the organism in Eukaryota, Fungi, Ascomycota, Saccharomycetes, Saccharomycetales, Saccharomycetaceae. Gene Ontology annotation, molecular function: ribosome binding. The transcript has a single exon. Gene Ontology annotation, cellular component: mitochondrial inner membrane. The record is from RefSeq and is a predicted model, not a curated record. The coding region runs from base 1 to 1398 and encodes 465 amino acids.
AUGUUAAAACCUACAGUUAAGAUGCUCAUUCAGGGCAAUAAGUAUCGUGUCGCAGCUACCAAUAACGCACUUAUGCCUACUUCAUCCAUUACUAGGUCUCUGAAGGCUGCUAAUAUUACAAGGCAUACUAGUUACCGAUUCAAUUCAAGCCCAUCAGAGAAACCUUCGGCGAAUAAGAUGGUAAAUGUGGCACCACCAAAGCCCUCUCUGUGGACAAGAGUCAAAAAGGAAGCAAGACAUUAUGUGGAUGGCACAAAAUUGCUGGGUCUAGAAAUGAAGAUAUCUUUCAGAUUACUCUCGAAAAUGUCUGCCGGUUAUGAAUUGACACGUAGAGAAAUGCUGCAAUUGAAGAGAACGACCCAGGAUAUCAUCAGACUGGUACCGUUUGCGGCGUUUGUCCUAGUGCCAUUUGCUGAAUUGUUAUUGCCUGUUGCAUUGAAACUGUUUCCAAAUUUAUUACCUUCAACAUAUGAAUCCAGCAAAGAUAAAGAGUCCAAACUGGCUAGUUUGAGGAAAAGCAGAAAGUUAAUGGCCGAAAUCAUCAAGGACAACACAUCACAUUUCAAACCGGUCAACAUUUCAGAUGAACAAAAGGCUGUGUUCAACAAAUUCUACGAGCAUGUGCGCAAAACCGGUGAGCCAGAAUCAAGACAGCAGCUGAUUCAAGUUGCAAGGUUGUUUACAGAUGACACCGUUCUGGACAAUGUUACGCGGUCAUACUUGGUGGCCAUCGCGAAAUACAUAAAUUUGCAACCCUUCGGCACCGACGUUAUGCUCCGUUAUCGUAUCAGGUACAAGAUGCUUGAGUUGAAGAAGGACGAUCUCUCGAUCUACUAUGAAGGGAUUGAUCAACUCAGCCCAGCAGAGCUCUUCACCGCCUGUUCUUCCAGAGGUAUCAGGUGUCUAAACGUCGACGACUCUGUCCUGAGAGAUAACUUGCGCCUGUGGCUGAACAUGAGACUGAAGGAUAAGAUUUCCUCCACCCUAUUGAUAAUGGCUACCGCGUACAACUACGGUGAAAUUACCUCCAGGAAAUCUCUCUACGACGCUCUAUGUGACGUGCUGAGCGGCAUACCAGACGAGUUGUAUCAUGAAGUCAAGGUGAACAUUGUGAAAGAAGACCAUGUAUCCGCCAAACAGAGGUUGGUCCAAUUGAAAGAGCAAGAGGAAAUCAUGAAGGAGGAGGAACAGCAGGAGAAGAACUCGCUUGUCCGUGUGAAGGAUCAACUGAGCCUAGAUGACAUAGAUAACCAAUCAACACUGCCUCGUCAUACGCCACCGCUGUCUUUUACUGGUAAGAUGUCGCCUGUGGCAAAAACGCAAGAGCAAGUGCCUCAGCAGUCCAUAGCCCAGCCAUCGGCUGACGCCUCUCAAAAUUCUACCAAGAGUAGCGAUUGA